AAUAAUAUAAAAGCGGCAGGACGAUAAGCGAUGGCUGUAAAUGCUCAUCAACUGCUGUACGGAGAUAAAGUCAACACUUGGCUAUUGCGCGGCUAGUAGAUCCUUCCCCUGGUGAGCGAGGAUCGUGGCGGUGGAACAAAAGUCCUCGUGCAAGUGUGCAUGCAUUUUCAUGCGUUAGGUGAAUCACAGGAUACGUGCACACGCAAAAGCAUCUGCCGCGAUUGAUGGUGAAUAAAUGCUGCUCGACAGCUUGGUGUGACCACCUCUAGUGUGUCUAGUGUUUAGUGUCGUGUGUGUGUUUGUUAGCGUGUGUAUGCCACAAUUCAAACUUUAGAGUGCACCGAACAAGAUAAAACAUUUCAACCGUUUGCUGGCCACAGUUUUGGUGCACCGAACCGAGCAGAUUGUGACAAUUCGAUUCGGCUGACGGAAGUGGCGAGUAAUCGAGAGUCUGCACGAAGCCGAUUACAAUCUUGUCAACCAAGCGCGAGAAAACUCCACAGCAGAAGUAUGCGUAGCUACACGUGGGUAAUGGCAGUGAUCGCGUACAUGACGCUUUCCCUCUGCCUGUCAGUCAGUUGGUCACUUCCGGCCAGUGGCGCGACCGGCGGUAAUAGUAACGAUCUCGACGUGGACGACCUGAGCCGGGAUCGCAUGUCGGGUGAGAUCUCCACGUCCCAGUUCCAGCAUAUGCUCGCCGUACGGUCACCAAAGUACAGCUUUGGGCUGGGCAAGCGGCGCUACAUCAUCGAGGACGUACCUGGCGCAAAGCGGUUACCUCACUAUAACUUUGGCCUAGGAAAACGCGGAAGUCCUUUGGGCGGGAACGAUUACGAGUACGAUGGGCUGAUGGGAAAUCAGCUCGGAUGGAACGAUAACGAUUACACCAAUCUGAUCACGAAGGAUGGCCAGUUCGAUUACGACGCGGACAAGGACAAAGAUGCUGCGAAACGGGCUACGUCUGGCAACGGGGCCGGUGCCGCGUACCGUUAUCACUUCGGGCUGGGCAAGAGACGCACGUACGACUUCGGACUCGGCAAACGCUACUUCGAUGCGGAAGAGUUCAACAAGCGGCUUCCAAACCGGUACAACUUUGGCCUCGGCAAGCGCUAAUUCAGCGCGCACCAUCUCUACCACCAUCGAUCGAGCUCGGAUCCGGUUCCGGUUGCGGUUCCGUCGCGUGGCCGGUGCAUCACCCAAGACCAAAAACCAACGUGUGUGCGAGUGUGAUUGGAAAUGAAUGCCCCCGCCUCCCAUUAGGCUCCAGCACCCGGUGUACCAGUCAGGCACGGCCGAACCGAGUUCUGCCGAGACGUUCGGCACCAUUCGCACACAGCAGUGUAAAUUAUAUAUAAAAUAACACAUACCUCCCACUCUCUCACUCUCUCCCCCCGUCCCCCACCUUCUCCUUCUCCAUGCAAAAACAUUACACGCGAACGGUGGUUGGCCGCCCAGCAAGCAAGCCGGCCUGAAAUGUGUCGCCAAACUAAUCGAGAUCAAUGUAGAACCGUAACAUGAUCGGCCCAGAGCUUGUAUCAUGUAUCAUAAUGUUGUAACUAAUUAUUGAACCAAACGCAACGCAAACUUCAACACUCCUAUCGGUUAAGGUUGUUUUACCUCAAUUUCAACACGUCGCGGGAUGAGCGUAUAGGAAGUUAAAAAUUCAACCCAAAAAAAUUCAUGUAUCGAACGAAUCGGCAACAAUAAAGCUUCCGCUCGGAAAUCUUCUGCUACGAACUGCUACUGCUGUCUAACACGCCUAACCAAAGCCAACCAAAUAUUCCUUAUCUCUUUCUCCUUCAUCACUCCCUACUAAACGGUUUCUCGGGCCGACCCAUCAGUGUUGAAGCACCUUGCCGAGAAGGGAAAAGAAUACCAGAACGCAUAAUGUAAAACAAAACACAUAAGUAUUUGUACAGUUUGCAGUGCUGAUGCUGAAGGACUGAUGCAAGUUAACUAACCUUCCUUAAAUCAAGACAACUUUUAACACGAUCGUUACUCCACAUCAAUAGCCCUUACAUACGGAAGCCCAUCUUUCCUCCGUUUGUAGUCUUGCUUUCGUUUUCCGAUGAGUGACCGUACCGUGUGUGUGUGUAUGUUAAAUGUAACGACACGACAGGGACAUGAAAACCGAACCCUGCAACAUUCGUCGAAUUCGGAUCAGGAUCCGUGCCAACAGUACGUACGCAUAGGAUCGAACGAGGAAAGUUGGAGGUUUAUGUUCAGCCAGACAGACGACAGAAUUAUUAUAUCCCUUCUCCUUAUCUCUGUACUUCUUCUACUCUCAUGUUCGUGUGUUGCUGCGUGUAAUCAACUACCAAACAAAUUCUCUGUAAAUAUGCAACACUUCUAUUCGCAUGUAAUGUAAUGGAUACACUAAAGCAUUAUGCGCACACCACAUCCUGUGCGAUCGUAAAUAAGCUACUAAACUGGAAUUAAACCGAAAUAAAGUACUACCAUAGUGGUAAAUGAACAUGGCAGAAUGCUUACUUCA
Anopheles stephensi (Asian malaria mosquito) is the source of this 2494-nucleotide messenger RNA. RefSeq names its product helicostatins. Bases 511 to 1113 code for a protein of 200 amino acids. Lineage: Eukaryota; Metazoa; Arthropoda; Insecta; Diptera; Culicidae. The record is from RefSeq and is a predicted model, not a curated record. The transcript is spliced from 4 exons.